UACACAUAAAUUAGUUUAUAAGUAUAUAUUUAUUGGUUUUUGUAAUUUACACAUCGUCAUUUACACGUAUCGUAUCGGUAUAAUACACAAUAACCUUUUAAGUACCAUUUUUCAAAUCUAAAAGUCUUAAAGUUACAGUAACAAGUACUUAAGUAAAUCAUACGACAUCGUAUGUUCGCGCUCCCGUCGACUUCGACGAUAACAACUUUUUCAUAACUUCAAAGUUAUCUUUUCGAAAUUAAACCAAACGUGUUCUUGUAUGUACAAAAGUAUACUAUUAUUUGACAUAAGGAAAUCAAGUGGCACAGGCAAAAACAGCUUCUUUCUCCGUGCUUAGUUUUUUUUUAACACAUCAAAGAAUUACAUUAAAAUCAGAAAAAUGAUAAACGUAAUAAACGCCGUGGACACCGGUCACGAGGACAUGAUCCACGACGCGGAGAUGGAUUACUACGGGCUGAGGUUAGCUACGUGUUCGAGCGAUCACUCUGUCAAGAUAUUUGACAUGAAAAACGGCUCCCAAAGCCUCAUCGCCGAGCUCAAGGGCCACACCGGUCCAGUUUGGCAGAUAGCCUGGGCCCAUCCUAAGUUUGGCAACUUGCUCGCAUCAUGUAGUUAUGACAGAAAGGUUAUCAUUUGGAAAGAAUUUGAUGAUUGGGUUAAAAUUCAUGAGCAUAUGUGCCAUGAUUCUUCUGUCAAUGCUGUAGCUUGGGCACCUCACGAGUUAGGAUUGAUACUAGCAUGUGGCAGUGCCGAUGGUUCCAUUUCUAUUUUGACCAACAGUGGAGACAGCUGGGACACUCAAAAAAUUCAAAAUGCGCACACCAUUGGUUGCAAUGCCGUUUCUUGGUGCACGGCUAUUGAGCCAGCUUUUGACCCAGUUUCACAGCAAAAGACCCCUGUCAAAAGACUUGCUAGUGCUGGAUGUGAUAAUAUUAUUAAGAUAUGGAAAGAGGAGGCAGAUAGAUGGAUUGAAGAAACUAAAUUGGAAGGUCAUAGUGAUUGGGUAAGGGACGUUGCAUGGGCACCAUCCAUUGGUUCAUCGAGAACAACAAUUGCAUCGUGUUCUCAAGAUCGUCGUGUAAUCAUUUGGACGUCUACAGAUUACAUUAACUGGAAUUCAACAAUUAUAAACGUCUUUGACGACGUAAUUUGGAAUGUGAGCUGGUCCCUGACAGGUGGAAUUCUUUCAGUAAGUGGAGGAGACAACAAAAUUUCGCUGUGGCGUGAAAAUCCUGAAGGUCAAUGGGUUGGUAUUUCUGACCUGAACAAAGGUCAAGGAAAUAUCAAUUCAGAGCAACGUGCACUUUGAAAGCACCAUCCUCUUUUAUUGUAAAUUUGAAUUUUAAA
Copidosoma floridanum is the source of this 1347-nucleotide messenger RNA. RefSeq names its product nuclear pore and COPII coat complex component secretory 13 (gene Sec13). Gene Ontology annotation, molecular function: structural molecule activity; protein binding. NCBI's taxonomy places the organism in Eukaryota, Metazoa, Arthropoda, Insecta, Hymenoptera, Encyrtidae. Gene Ontology annotation, biological process: COPII-coated vesicle budding; positive regulation of TOR signaling; protein import into nucleus. The record is from RefSeq and is a predicted model, not a curated record. Gene Ontology annotation, cellular component: COPII vesicle coat; nuclear pore outer ring.